AUUCUCGGUAAGCUCCUUUCAGGUUCUUCUGCGGCGUUUCAGGAUCCUCUGCGACGAAUCAACCGCCAGAAUGAGUGUGGGCUUCAUAGGAGCGGGACAGCUAGCCCACGCUUUGGUGCGAGGAUUCUCUGCUGCAGGAGUAAUUGCAAUUCACAGAAUCACAGCCAGUUCUCCAGACACUGACCUCCCCACAGUUCAUCAGCUGCGGAAACUGGGCAUUAAUUUCACCACCAGCAACAAGGAGACAGUAAACAAAAGUGAUGUCCUGUUCUUGGCUGUGAAACCUCACAUCAUCCCUUUUGUACUGGAUGAAAUUGGGCCCGACAUUGAGGAUCGACACCUGAUUGUGUCAUGUGCUGCAGGCGUCACUAUCAGCUCUAUAGAAAAGAAGCUGCAGCAGUAUCAAACCUCUCCAAAAGUGAUGCGUUGCAUGACCAACACUCCGGUGGUGGUACGGGAAGGAGCCACUGUGUAUGCCACAGGCACACACGCAGACGUGGAGGAUGGAAAACUUCUAGAACAGCUGAUGGCCAGCGUUGGCUACUGCACAGAAGUGGAGGAGGACCUGAUUGAUGCCGUCACCGGCCUGAGUGGCAGUGGCCCUGCUUAUGCAUUCACGGCAGUCGAUGCUCUGGCUGACGGCGGAGUGAAAAUGGGCCUGCCAAGGAGACUGGCUGUACGGCUUGGAGCACAAGCCCUGCUGGGUGCAGCUCGAAUGUUGCUAGAUUCGGAUCAACACCCUGGGCAGCUCAAGGACAAUGUGUGUUCACCAGGGGGCGCCACCAUUCACGCUCUUCAUGUCAUGGAGAGUGGAGGCUUCAGAAGUCUCCUUAUAAAUGCUGUGGAGGCUUCUUGUGUAAGAACUAGGGAACUUCAGUAUUUGGCUGACCAAGAGAAGAUCUCUGCAACUGCUAUUAAGAAGACAACGUUAGACAAAGUGCUUCAGCAGCCUGGAGUGACAGCAGAUGCUGUGGGAGUCAGAUCAGGGGGGAUCAGUAUCUUCAACAGCAGUAAGCCUAGAACCAAAAAGAAGUGAUCGAUUUAAGACAGCAAGCUUUGAUGAUCUCUUUUUUCUGUUGAAAUAUGUCACUGAAUUAUAAUAACUGUAUGUAUGUGUGUGUGUGUGAGUAGGGAUUGUCCACGUGGUGUAAGCAAAUAAACAUAAAGGUCAAAGGUGAAUAUGUUUUUAAAAAUUCAGACUUUUUUGUUAAAAUUAAAGGUUUGCUGUUGUUUAAUG
Oryzias latipes (Japanese medaka) is the source of this 1237-nucleotide messenger RNA. RefSeq names its product pyrroline-5-carboxylate reductase 1a (gene pycr1a). The record is from RefSeq and is a predicted model, not a curated record. NCBI's taxonomy places the organism in Eukaryota, Metazoa, Chordata, Actinopteri, Beloniformes, Adrianichthyidae. Gene Ontology annotation, biological process: L-proline biosynthetic process. Gene Ontology annotation, molecular function: pyrroline-5-carboxylate reductase activity.